Messenger RNA from Zonotrichia albicollis (white-throated sparrow), 1817 nucleotides. NCBI's taxonomy places the organism in Eukaryota, Metazoa, Chordata, Aves, Passeriformes, Passerellidae. The record is from RefSeq and is a predicted model, not a curated record.
AGCUGUACAGCUACACCGAGGAGCCCGAGCUGAGCCACAACAGGAGAUGCUUCGAGGAGGAUUUUCACACUCAAGUGCCGGACAGGAGGUGGCUGGAGCUGGACAGGGCUCAGCAGAAGGCCUAUGUCAUGCACCUGCUGGACGGGCUGGAGGUGGUCAACAGGGACAAGAGGCUGCGAGUGGCACGGGCCAUCCUGUACCUGGCACAGGGUGUCUUUGGGGACUGUGACAAUGAAGGUGAUGUCCUGCACUGGUCUCGGCACAACAGCUUCCUCCUGUACCAGCUGGGAACCUUCUCUGCCUUCCUGGAGCUCCUCAACAUGGAGAUUGAGAACAGCCAGGCGUGCAGCAGCGCCCUGCGGAAGCCGGCGAUCUCCCUGGCCGACAGCACGGAGCUCAGGGUCCUGCUCAGUGUCAUGUACCUGAUGGUGGAGAACAUCCGCGUGGAGCAGGAGACGGAUCCCCCCGAGUGGAAAAGCUGCCGGGAGACCUUCAGGAUGGAGCUGAGUUUCCCUGUGCACACUGAGGAGCCCUUUGCUCUGCUGCUCUUCACCAUGGUCACCAAGUUCUGCAGCGGCCACGCUCCACACUUCCCCAUGAAGAAGGUCCUGCUCCUGCUCUGGAAGGUGCUCCUGCCCCUGAUGAAGCAGGACAGCUUGGAUAUCUACAACGAGAGAGACCCCUUCAAGAGCGACGAGGGAGGGGCUGAUGAGGAGGAGAACGACGAUGUGGACGGCGGGAUGGAGGGGGAGCUGGAGCUGGUGGAGCGGGACGCGCUCAUCCCCGCCCUGCCGGCGCAGCGCCUGCCCCUCGAGAGGGUGUCCUUCCCCAAGGGGCUGCCCUGGGCCCCCAAAGUCAGACAGAAAGACAUCGAGCAUUUCCUGGAAGCAAGCAGGAACAAAUUCAUCGGCUUCACGCUGGGACAGGACACUGAAACCCUGAUAGGGCUCCCACGGCCGAUCCAUGAAAGUGUGAAGACCCUGAAGCAGCACAAGUACGUUUCCAUCUCGGAUGUCCAGAUCAAGAACGAGGAGGAGCUGGAGAAGUGCCCCAUGUCUCUGGGGGAAGAGGAAGUGCAAGAAACCCCUUGUGAGGUGUUGUAUCGAGCAAUGUUGUACAAUCUCCCCCAGUACAUGAUCGCUUUGCUGAAGAUCCUGCUGGCUGCUGCACCCACCUCCAAGGCCAAGACUGACUCCAUCAACAUCCUGGCAGACGUGUUGCCUGAAGAGAUGCCCAUCACCGUGCUGCAGAGCAUGAAGCUGGGCAUCGACGUGAACAGGCACAAGGAGAUCAUCGUCAAGAGCAUCUCGGCGCUGCUGCUGCUGCUCCUCAAGCACUUCAAGCUGAACCACAUCUACCAGUUUGAGUACGUGUCCCAACACCUGGUGUUUGCCAACUGCAUCCCGCUGAUCCUGAAAUUCUUCAACCAGAACAUCAUGUCUUACAUCGCUGCCAAAAACAGCAUCUCUGUCCUGGAUUAUCCCCACUGCACGGUCUGUGACUUGCCUGAGCUCACAGCAGAAAGCCUGGAAGCUGGAGACAACAACCAGUUCUGCUGGAGGAAUUUGUUCUCCUGCAUUAACUUGCUGAGGAUCCUCAACAAGCUGACCAAGUGGAAACACUCGAGGACAAUGGUAAGGGGGUGUCCCCUCCCCUGGGACCCUCCAGCGUUUCACCUGCAGCAUCUCCCUGGCUCUGCACAGCGGGUUCAGCCUGGCCUGGUGCUCAGGGCUCCUUGUGGAACUGCUGGAGCUUCUGCUCUUCAUCAUCUUCCCUUUCGUCUUCCACAGAUUGAGCCUUGAAUGCAGAAAUACUUU